GUGUGAGGUACACACAUCUAAAUUCUAAGCACUACUUACUCACAUAUGUACAUCUAGCUGUGCAGUAGUGUGACUGCACAGCAACCUCAUGUCCUCCUGCAAGCACUGAGCAAACUGCAUUCCACAACCAUUCAGUGAGCUUUUCAUAGAUUACAAUAUCCAUUCAUCUAUCCUAUCUUCAUCACGCUUCGCACUCUCCAUCAAUCAACAGCUUAAUUGCCCCAUGACCUGAGUCUUGUCACAACUCACAAGCUUCAAUUCAAAUCUUCACAUGUGGUCCCUUGAGAUAACCAUCACCAAUAUUAUUUCUAACCACACCCUUGAACCCAGCUUGUACUUUCAAUUGGUUCAUUGCAUCUUGCAUAUACAACCUUCAUCAAUGAGUGAUGAUCAAUCUCUUCAUGGAAUUUGGGUGAAGUUGUCUGAGGUCACUGUCAAGGGUGCUCAAUAUAACUCCCCUGAAUGUCAUCCCCACCCAAAAUGUUUGGAAGGGACCUGGGUGGAUCUCCUCAAACACAUUCAUGGAUUUCUGGACAGCACAGAGAAGAAUCAGCUCAUUUGGCUGCAUGGCAUGGCUGGUGUCGGAAAGUCUGCUGUUGCAUUCACAGUAGCUGUGAGGAUGAGAGGUCUAAAAAUGACAGAAGAGAUGAACAUCAAAAAGCAGCUAGUGGGGACAUUCUUUUUCUUGCACAAGCACAUGAAAUGCUGCACAGCUGGAUAUUUUUUUGUGACACUUGUCUACCAGCUUGCCACCAAUUUCCCCAGCAUUUGGAAUGAUGUGAACAAAACUAUCUGGGACAAUCCUGCUCUACUAGAUCCAGGCACACCUCUCUGUGACCAGAUGGAGGCCCUCUUUCUCCAACCUCUCUGGUGGCUUUGA
This is a messenger RNA of Suillus subaureus, 880 nucleotides long. RefSeq lists its product as uncharacterized. Lineage: Eukaryota; Fungi; Basidiomycota; Agaricomycetes; Boletales; Suillaceae. The coding region runs from base 272 to 880 and encodes 202 amino acids. The transcript is spliced from 2 exons. The record is from RefSeq and is a predicted model, not a curated record.